CGAUAGCAGCACGGUACCCAAUAAAACACCAAAGCACGAACGAAACCACAGCGGACAGCAACCAAUCCACCAACGACCAUGAUCCUCAGGAACCUGCAGCUGAACGGGAAAGACAGGAGGGAGCUCCACGGCAAAUUGUUCCACGGUGCCGAUCGGGGGGCCCACGCCUCCCUGACCCUGAGCAAUAUAUCUACCAGCUUUGACGACGACGACGAAACCGACGACGCCGCCUGCGGCAGGCAUCGGUCCAAGAGCCCCGGGGCGGGAAGCCUAAACUGCGAUUUUCUGAUGGAGACCGACCCGGAGAGAGACUCCAUCGGCGAGUCGAGGAUCGAAGAACUGACGAUCGAGCGGUGCCGCCUCGACCUGGAGGGCGCCCGGGUGCUGGGAAAGGCCCUGGAGAGCUCCUGUAGCGCCGUCUCGGGCCUCCGUUCCCUCAAGAUGGACGGCGUGGUCUUCUCGGACGGGGGCUGUUCCCUCAACGAGUCCGGCCUCCUCCUGCCGAUCCUCGAGGGGAUCGCCUCCGCCAGGGGGGGAAGCCCGGAGGCCAUCGAGCUCCGGAGGGUCCCCCUGCCGGCGGCCCCCGAACUCCGGCGGAGAUUCUUUGCGGCCCUCGGCCGGUGCAAAAACCUCCGGUCGCUGCGGCUGGUCAACUGCGACGUUCGAACGGAGGACGCCCCCGGGCUGGCGGAAGCGAUCGCCUCCCUCUCGGACACGCUCAAGUCCCUGGACCUCUCCCGGAACGACGUGGACGGGUCGGGUCUGAAGACGCUGCUGGAAGAAGGACUGAGGGGCCACGGGAGCCUCGAGCGCCUGAUACUCUCCCACAAUCCCAUCGGAGACGACGGGGCGAUCCAUCUGUCGCGCUUUUUUUCUCGAGCCUCCAACCACUCCACUGCAAGAGCUGCAGCUACAGCUACAACGACGGAUUCAAACGAGCACGCGAGAACCAGGAUUAGCUCCCUGUGGCUGGUCGACUGCGACACGUGGUCGGCCGGCUGCAGCGCCCUCUCCGAGGGCCUCCGGGACUUUGACACCCUGAGCGAGCUGGUCGUCGACGGGGAGUGGGACAACCACCUGGGGGCGGUCCUGGAGUCCCUGCGGACGAACGUCGUGCUGAAGCAGCUCUGGAUCGUCUCCACGGACCACCCCUGCUGCGGCGACGACAGCGGCAGCGACGACGAGGCCCCGGACCACGAGAGGAUCCUCCUGCGGGAACAGAUCGACUACUACCUGGCGCUGAACCGGGCCCACCGCCGCGUUUCGGUCGAGCCGGGCCUGUCCUUUCGGCUGUGGCCGACCGUCCUGGCGGGACCCCCGGGGGGAGGGGAGGGCCCCCCCAGGGGGACGCCUUCCAAGGCCGCUGCGGCCAACGCCAACCUGUGGUACCACCUGCUGCAGCGCCGGCCCGAGCUGGUGGCGGCGGCGGAGUAGCACCGCACGGAACGGGCAGAGGAUGGGUUGGUUGGUUGGUUGCGGCGAGAGGCCGGUUCGUUCACGCACCGGUGGAACUACAAUCGCAAACAAGAACAAGGCCGCUUGUGUGUGUCACCACCUGCUCUCAUCGAAUCUUUUUCAUAGCUAGUGGCACUUUGCUGGAACGGAUUGGAUCCGUUUCGAUACAUUCUUGCAUCAUGACUAUAAUAGUAUUAUGAUUCAUAUUUCCAAAUGCCACGCCACGCCGGCAACUGCAUAGAUC
Pseudo-nitzschia multistriata is the source of this 1699-nucleotide messenger RNA. The record is from the annotation of a GenBank genome assembly. NCBI's taxonomy places the organism in Eukaryota, Bacillariophyta, Bacillariophyceae, Bacillariales, Bacillariaceae.